AAACUCUUAGGUUGCAAGAGAAUGCUCGGCUAGCUUACUUGGAUCAUACUAGAGACUUUAGAAGAAAUAACCAUUUCAAAGUUUCAAUGUGCUAAACCUUUAGGUCUUGCUGACAGGGGAGAAGUACAUUAUUAUUUUUUUUUUUUGAGCUUAGAAAUGGAUACAGAAGACAUGGGGUCAGGUAAAUUAGGUCAAAUAUUGAGGCAGAUUUGGAGACAAAACCAAAUGUUAAAGAAGGCACUCCUAGGUGAUGAUCUCUGUGACGGAGCUGGUGGAGCCACAUGGACAGCCACAAUGAUCUUUUUGGGUCAAAGACUCAAUGAAGCUCUUUAUCAACUUUUGGAACACACUGCAGGGUCCCUUCGGUCUACCUGCCAACAGCUGUAUAUACUACUUGACAAGGAUAAUCAAUAUAUCUGGAGACAAGAAAUUAUCGCUUUCAUAGACUGCCUCAUGAAAAUGAAUGAACAUUUGGGGAAUACUGCUAUGCUUCUAAAGAAAGAAGAAAAGGAAAUGUGUAAUUUAUGCAGCAUGCAUGAGGACCGUACUCCACAGCAGACAAUAUCAGCCAUUCAGGAUACCAAAGCAACAGACAUUGCUCCAAGAAGGGAACUAAAUGUCAUGGAAACAGCUACUGUUGCUUCUACAAAUGCAGGGGAGAGCCAUUCUACCAACCAGGUCCAGUUAACAGAAAAUAAAACACAGAUAAAUUCUGAUUUAGGGAAAAAAGAAAACAAUGGCCCAUUGAGUGGAAAUGUAAUAGGGCAAGAAGAGUCACAGAGCACAGUGUUCCCAGAUAAUGCAGAAAAUGAAGAUGAAAAACAAAUAGAACACGUGACUGCUGAGAACAUAAAUGGUAACAAGAAAGAUAUUCAUGAUGCAAUCCAGACAACAGCAAGGGAAAUUCAAGAGACCUCAGAAAGCCAAAGAGAAAAGAUUACCACAUCCCCAACAGCAUGGGAUGUCUCCAGUAAGGACAUGAAUAAUCUUUAUGAGUCAGAGAGUCUAAAACAAAAGAGUAACAUAAUGGAAAAGGAGUAUCUUGCUGUUCUGAGUGAUGGGACUGAUCCUCAAGUCUCUUGUUACAUUACAGCACCAUUACACAUCCUACAGUGGUUUGACUGCCAGAUAACUAAUGACAUGAGCUCCUUUAUAGUGAGUGAUAAUGAAGAGUUGGUCAGCAAUGUCAUCACUGUUGAAUGCUCAGAUAAGGAAAAGAAAAUUCCAUUCCCAAUAUGCAUUACAAUUCCAUUCAAGGCAUGCUACAAGGGAAAUUACAGAGACAUCAUGGUGAAAAUGUCUGACAGAAACUUUCAGUCAAGUUACCUUAUCCCAAAUUUACUGGAAAGAAUGAGAGGAAGUUGUAAGGGGACUUGUGCUUCAGUCUAUGUUUACAAGUUGGGAAUGUUUUCUGUAGUGUCAUGUUUAAAAAAACAGUCUUUCACAGUUACAAAGAAGGGGCUCACUUGGAAGUCCAGCAUGGAUGCCAGGAUAUCCUUCAGUUAUCCUGCAGGAGUUUUCAGUUCGCCAGUGCUUGUACAAUUAAAGAUCCAGCCAGUUGACCCUUCUCUAGUGUCAUAUUUAAAAGCACAUCAAGAUCCUUCCUAUUCAGUAAUGUCCACCAGUCCACUGAUCUGCAUCCAGCAUCCAUCAACUCAUCCCUUUCAGAAGCCAGUCACUGUGUUUCUCCCUUGUUCUCCUCUCCCUGAAAAGAAGAACCCUGAGUCUGAGAAAGAUCACAGGAGACCAGAGAGUGCAACAGUGCACAGGAGCCUGCCAAUACCCUCCUACUUCAACAGGUCCAAAAGUACAUCUCUCAGAAAACCUGGUAACAAUGCAUGUGAAACUUUAAAAUUACUAGGAUUCAGGAGCAGAGACAGUUGUUGGUUUGGGAUUGAUGAUGUUGUGGUGAGAACUGUCCAGAAUGGCUUGGUAUCAUUUGAAUUAUGUGAACACUUAGAGAGAUUUAUAGUACUCCACCUGUCUUCCCCAGUGGACAAUAGCCACUUGGUUUCUUUUGUCAAGUCGUUAGAGGAAGCCUCUCUCAGUACCACUGCCUGCAUUGUACUGUCACACCAGAAGGACAAUCCACAUCGGGUGGUUAUUUUAGUGGUGCCUUCUAAGGAGUUAAGUCUGGUGUUGAAGAGCUUGCGCUCAGAAGGGUUUGGAGGACUUCCAGAAUCAUCUAGACAAUUCCAAGUAAGAGAAGGAGAACAACUUCUUUUGAGGUUUACUGGAAACAUAUUUGGUUCAAGCAAUGGGAAGGAUUAUGAGAAAGACUACAAGCUCAUUUUUCACCUGCAAAGAAAACCCAGGCUGGAACUCCACAUCAAAGAGGUGGAUGAAUUUGGGAAUUAUAGCUGCCCUCAUUAUAAAGGUAGCAUUACAGUUUACAAAGUACCCAGAGAGAAGAUUGUCCCCAACUUGGAUCAAACACUUCAUGAAACUUUUUAUCAGUUUCCAGUUUGCAAAUUACCACUGAAAUUGCCAAAGCAUGAAAAAGUGAUUAACCGUCCACAGAGCACCAAAAGAGUUUCUACAGACCCUCUAGUGGCACUUUGGGAUAACUUGCUCCACUGGCUGGCUGAGGAGCUCACUGAAGAAGGUGCUGAGGUCCUCGCUGCAUCCCUCCCACUGCGCCGCAGCACAGUCCAGCUCAUCAAACUUAAGCAUCCUGAUGAUCCAACAGAGCAGAUCCACGAACUCCUUUGCUUCUGGAAAAGAUCACUCCCAACUUCCACUGACAAAAUUCGUCUCCUGGCUCGCCAUCUCCGCAAAAUGGGCCGCGGUGAGCUCGCAGAAGAGCUCAAAUUCAAAUGGGAGCAUAAGGUGUUCACAGAACCGCAAUCCUGGUUUGAUGUGGCUACUGAAUAAAGGUCGGCUCACACUUCCUUUACCCUA
Messenger RNA from Mus caroli (Ryukyu mouse), 2901 nucleotides. It is a transcript of the gene Dthd1, whose product is annotated as death domain containing 1. NCBI's taxonomy places the organism in Eukaryota, Metazoa, Chordata, Mammalia, Rodentia, Muridae. Gene Ontology annotation, biological process: signal transduction. The record is from RefSeq and is a predicted model, not a curated record. Gene Ontology annotation, molecular function: protein binding.